GCGUUUGUCUCUCCGGCGUUUGUCUCUCCGGCGUUUGUCUCCGGUGUGUUUUGUGGUCUCAGAGGAAUGUGAGAGUCGGUUUUAGUCGGUCAGAGUUUCGGUUUGGUUUCUGAUUGUUUUGUUGAACCGGGGCAAGAACCGGCCCGCUCCGGUGUGCACCCCCGUCCGGUCCUGGUCCCGGUGUCGGAGUUUAAAAUGCCGGGUCUGAGCGGACUGGUCCUCCUGGGUCUCUGUCUGACCCUCCACACAUGCCGGGCCUUCCCCCAGCAGCUGCCCGGCCUCAGCGCCGUUUCGCCGCUGCAGCUGGAGGCUCCGGGCGGCGGCGGGAACGGGACGGGCGGGGCCCCGGGCUGCGGGCCGUGUGAGCCAGAGCUAUGCCCGGAGACCCGGGGCUGCCGGGCCGGCCUGGUGCGGGACGCUUGCGGUUGCUGUGACGAGUGCGGGAACCUGGAGGGUCAGGCCUGCGACCCGGGGGACAGCAGCGUCUUCUACGGGCUCUGCGGGACCGGGUUGCGGUGUCAGGCGGACCCGCGGCCCGCGGGAGGAGCAGGAGAGGAGGAGGAAGAGGAGGAGGAGGUGUGCGUGUGUGAGGAGCAGGACCCGGUGUGCGGGUCUGACGGAGUCACAUACAUGAACGUGUGUCAGUUCAGAGAGACCGCCUUCUCCAGACCCGAGCUCCGGACCACCGAGAGGGGACCCUGCAAGACCGGUACUGCACCUGCACACCUGUAG
Molecule: messenger RNA, 732 nt
Organism: Plectropomus leopardus (leopard coralgrouper)
Lineage: Eukaryota; Metazoa; Chordata; Actinopteri; Perciformes; Serranidae
Source: RefSeq, a predicted model, not a curated record